Molecule: messenger RNA, 2043 nt
Organism: Misgurnus anguillicaudatus (oriental weatherfish)
Lineage: Eukaryota; Metazoa; Chordata; Actinopteri; Cypriniformes; Cobitidae
Source: RefSeq, a predicted model, not a curated record
GAUAACACGAGCGCUUCCGUCCUGAAGCAUCUCAUCUCAACUCUUGUCAAGUCCGUUAUAAAUCACACAAUUUGCGUUACUCGCGCCGUCGUGUAGUGGAACUCGCGCGUGCUCAACGAAUCUCUCGCUAUCCCGUUAUCGUUGACCUGUUUCGGAUGAGCGCUUCUCCGCAGACACUUUUGACAGGCUGAAUGUUUUCCUGGAGACCCACCGAAAAGAGAUGUCCAGGAGAAGCUCAAGGUUAGUGACCAAAGGGACGCCCACACCCGAUGAUGAUGAUGCCGCCAGCACCAGCUCCACUGGAUCCAUCAGCCAUGUCUCUUACAAAGAGAGUCCUGUCAGGAUCUUUAAAAAAAGGAGCACUCGCAAGGGCACAGGCAGCGUGUCCCGUAACUCAAGCCGAGCCAGCAGCGUGAGUCAGAUACCAAGCGGACAAGGCGUUGGGUUCACGGCCAAUGACAGCGAGAACGGCAAGACGUUUGCUGUUCCUGGUUUCUCCUCUGGAUAUUCCUCAGCUGAGGAACGCUAUGACAAACCCUUCAACUCAAGCCCUAAAUCUACCGAAUCUGUCUCUGAACCAGAGUUUACCACGUGGGAGAUGCUUCAAUCUCCAGCUCAAGCUCUGGUUAUGCUCUACUGGUGGGUGGGCAGCACAUGGUACUGCUUCACCUCUCGUGUGUCAAUGAUCAACGUCUUUCUGCUCAGCAGGUGCACUGCAGAUAUAAGAAAGGCUACUCUGCUCAUCCUCCUCCUCAUCUUCCUCCUAUUUGGAAUAUGGUACUGGUUCCCAUUUGUCGCCUCUUCUCGCCCUCGUGAGGUUGUUUCAAGACCUCCACCUGUUAAACAUUCAGACAGACCCGUGAGAGCAGAAGUUCAUGUGAGCAGAUCUCAUGAUAAUUUCCAACAUGCCGAUCUGUCUAAGCUGAAGGAUGAGAUCAACAGCUUAUAUGAAAGAGAAGCCAGCUUGAUGAGAGAUAUUGAACUGUUGAAGUUAGAGAGUGACAGACAGAAGGUCAGAUCUGAGAUGCAGCAAACCGAUAUGAGGCUCAUAAAGGAUCGAAUGCAAACUGUCGAGACUGAGCAUGUGCAGCAGAAUUCAGACCUGAAGUCAAGUCUUGCAAAGCAGCAGUCGGCAUUGGACGUCCUUGAACAAAGAGUUGACGCCCUAGAGGCUCACAAAGCCAAUCUGAAGGCAGAGCUGUCGGAGUGGCUUGUGAAACACUUGAAGGAUUCAAGCUCACCGAAAUCCACCGUUGUCGUCCAUUCUGAGCUGCAGGGGGUGCUAGAGGAUCUGGAGAAAAAAAUAUUAGACAAACUAAGGCAUGAAAAAGAGAGCGUGAGGGAUGCGUGGAGAACUGUGGGAGAGACACUUCAACAGGAAGGAGCUGGAGCGGUCACAAUACAGGAUGUGAAAGAAAUUGUCAGCAGGGCGAUUAAUCUGUACAGGGCCGAUGGAAUCGGAAUGGCGGACUAUGCUUUGGAAUCAUCUGGUGCCAGCGUAAUAAACACACGUUGCUCAGAGACAUAUAAGACCAGAUCUGCAUGUCUGAGUUUAUUCGGCAUACCCCUCUGGUAUCAGUCGGAGAGCCCUCGCACGGUUAUACAGCCAGAGCUGUCUCCCGGGAAAUGUUGGGCAUUCAGAGGCUCGCAGGGUUUCCUGGUGAUCUCGCUGUCCUACCCCAUAAGGAUCACUCACGUGUCACUCGAACACCUUCCCAAAGAGCUCUCGCCAACGGGAAGCAUCGACAGCGCGCCGAAGGAUUUCGCCGUUUAUGGAAUGUCUAAUGAGAAAGAAGACGGAAAAUUGCUCGCGACGUUCACGUACGACCAGGACGGAGAGCCCAUCCAGACUUUCAAGCUUCCUGAAACAUCGGACAUGUACGGCAUGGUGGAACUGAGAAUUUUAAGCAACUGGGGCCACCUGGAAUACACCUGCGUGUAUCGAUUCAGAGUACACGGAGAGCCCCUGCUCGCAUGAGAGCGGAUCUCAAAUCAUUCUGGUUUACUCUAUGCAAAAAUAAUAUAAUAAAAAAGUGCACUGGA